AUGAGGAAGGCCAAAUGGAACGUCUUUCCUACAGCCUGGUGGCUGUGGGACACCAAGCCGGGAAAGUUGAGGAUUGUAACAAGGUUACUGGCAGAGCGACGACGGGAGAGCCGUGAGGAAGGGGUUAAGGAACUGCGACGACGGGAGAGCCGUGAGGAAGGGGUUAAGGAACUGCGACGACGGGAGAGCCGUGAGGAAGGGGUUAAGGAACUGCGACGACGGGAGAGCCGUGAGGAAGGGGUUAAGGAACUGCGACGACGGGAGAGCCGUGAGGAAGGGGUUAAGGAACUACACCAAAGGUGCCUGGAGGACACAAGAGAGGGGGACAUGAUCACACACAAGACACUGAGGAAAGUAGAUAAGGUGGAGAAGACUCGCCUCCAAGUUGAGAACAAACAGGACCCGAUGACCUCACUAGCCGCAGCACAUGUAAAGGAGUAAGAAAUUUCAGUAAAUAUUGGUAUUAGUUGUGGAAGUGUCCAUCCACAACUUUGA
Procambarus clarkii (red swamp crayfish) is the source of this 495-nucleotide messenger RNA. NCBI's taxonomy places the organism in Eukaryota, Metazoa, Arthropoda, Malacostraca, Decapoda, Cambaridae. The record is from RefSeq and is a predicted model, not a curated record.